This is a messenger RNA of Malassezia japonica, 609 nucleotides long. It is a transcript of the gene TAF9, whose product is annotated as Transcription initiation factor TFIID subunit 9. Gene Ontology annotation, biological process: RNA polymerase II preinitiation complex assembly; DNA-templated transcription initiation. Bases 1 to 609 code for a protein of 202 amino acids. The record is from RefSeq and is a predicted model, not a curated record. Gene Ontology annotation, cellular component: SAGA complex; transcription factor TFIID complex. Lineage: Eukaryota; Fungi; Basidiomycota; Malasseziomycetes; Malasseziales; Malasseziaceae. Gene Ontology annotation, molecular function: transcription coactivator activity; RNA polymerase II general transcription initiation factor activity; protein heterodimerization activity. The transcript is spliced from 2 exons.
AUGUCGACGAGCAAGACGGAAGGGCGCACGAACAACGCCGGGCCGUCCGCGGCGCCGAUCCCACGCGAUGCACGUCUCAUGUCGCUGAUUCUCGCGAGUAUGGGUAUCGAGGAUGCGGAGCCUGCGGUGCUCGUCCAGCUCAUGGAAUUCGCCAACCGGUACACCAGCCAAGUGCUGCAGGAUGCGCUCGUGUAUGCGGACCAUGCCGCAUCGCGCCAGGGGGGGAGCAACGUGUCGAUUGACGACGUGCAGCUCGCGAUCCAGAGCCGCGUGAACUACUCGUUCUCGCAGCCGCCGCCAAAGGAGAUGCUGCUUUCGCUCGCAUCGUCGCUCAAUAGCGUGCCGCUCCCGCCAGUGUCGAACCGCCACGGUAUCCGCCUGCCGCCGCCGGAGCACUGUCUCGUGAACGUCAACUUCUCGAUCGUGCCGGACGCGCCAGAGACGACGUUUGGCGACUCGAUCAUCCCGCCAGAGCCGCAGCAACACGAGGGCACGAACGCCUCGCCAGGAAAGGACUCGGUGGGGGAUACAACCAUGGAGGACGCAACGCAGGACCAGGGCGCGCAGGGCACCAAGCGUGCUUUGGAGGAGGACGAAGAGUACGACUAG